Messenger RNA from Penaeus indicus, 589 nucleotides. RefSeq lists its product as uncharacterized. Lineage: Eukaryota; Metazoa; Arthropoda; Malacostraca; Decapoda; Penaeidae. The record is from RefSeq and is a predicted model, not a curated record. The transcript has 3 exons. Bases 131 to 589 code for a protein of 152 amino acids.
AAAAACAGCAAGACACAGCAGCACAGCACGAAGAAACAGCAGGAAGCGUCCAGCGGGCCUCUGCUGACCGUGGGAAGUGCUCGGCAAAGAACUGCUGACCUGCUGACGCCUACGACGCGACCCCGACGCCAUGGCGCGCGGCACAGCCCGGGUGGUGUCCGCAUGUAUAGCGUUGAUGGUGACCUGUGUGUGGCAGCCCAUGACCGCCAUUGAGCUGCCCUCUGGAGACGCUACCUCCCUGCUGACCUUCCUGGCCAUCCCGCGUGCUGACACAGCCCUCCUACCACACCUCCUGCCACACUCCCCGGACGAUGCUGACUUCGCCUACACCUACAGCCUCCCCCCCUCUGAUCUCAGCGACAGCGGAGGCUAUGAUGACGACAACCACAGCACGGGCCCGGAGCGGCGCAAGCGCGUGUUCCUCAGCCGCGGGUGGGGCCCCGGGGGUUACGAGGCUCCUCAGCCCCCGCAGCGGUUCGUGCGUCGCCCCCCCUUGCCCCCAACAAAGCUCCCACAAAAGCAACCCCUGGUGCAGGCGCAGAAGAGCAAAGUUGUGUACAUGUAUCGUGCUAGGUGUCAGCUGAUUUAA